AUGUCAUACGUACUUUAAUGCCGCAAACAUCCAGGUAAUUUUGUAUGUUUUGUAUGCACUAAAGUGAACUGCAGUUAUGGUAAUCUUCUAUGUCAGUAAUGUAAAUUCAAUAAUAGAAAUAUUAGGUAUAAAUGGAAAUGUAUAACAUAAAAAUGAGCACAAGAAUUAUUUAAAUUAACUUAAUGAUUUUUUGUUUUAGUAGAAUGGGAAAACAAAAACAGUUUUGAUUCCAAAUAUAAAUAGUACUCUUUAAGAUUUAGAUAAAAAAUUAAAGGAAUAUAAUGCAUUGAUCGAUAAGGAAGCUUAAGAUUUAGAUGCUGAUAUAUCGUAGUUGUUUAAAAUAUUCUAUGACAGUUCAGAUAAGGCAAAGAAAUAGAUUUAAGAUAUAAUAAAAAGAGAUUUAUGUGAGUAGCAGGCAAAAAAUACAAAUUUUAAAUAGUAAUUAUAGGAGAUACAAUAAAAUGAGUAAAAGAGGAAUGAAAGCAACAAUUACUUAUUCAAUACAAUAUUUUCUAAAGAUUAAGAUAAAGAGUUACCUGUAUCUGAAUAAUCAUUGAUGUAGAUUAUUAACAAGUAUAAAAUACUGUAAUAUGAAGAAAUGGAAAUUUGAACUAAUUAAGAUGUGAGAUAUUAAAUUGUUUGAAUAAUGUAGUUAGUACAUUAUAAUCACCAAGUAAUAGAGUUAGAUACAAGAGUACAUAAAAUUAAUAGCAAUAAUUCAAUCUUUUGAAGAAUGACUUUGCUUAAAGUUUGAAUUGUUUAUUUUAGAAAUUAUAAGACUUGACAUAAGAAUUUCAUACAGUGGAAGACAUGAAACGAAGCUUAUAUUAAUUUGGAUCAUUAGAUGGUUCUUAAUCAUUAAAGUAAUCUUAAGUAAUUUAGAGAACUUUGGCAGGAUCAUAGUGUUUAAGUACAGGUCAUCAAAGUCAAAGAUUUCAUAGAUCAAAUAGUUAAUCUUAGAUAAUGAGUGUAAAAACACUAGAAUAGUUUCCAAGUGUAAGUCCAAUGAUUUAAUAAGUAUUGAUUAAAAUAGGACAUUUACAACCUCCAUAAGCAGAUUCUUUAUUGAAUAAUAUUGAGACAGUACCUCCUUGUUAAUUUCCAGAUGGAAUUAUAUAUGAGGGUUAGAUAUAAAAUAAUUAGAGAUUUGGUUGGGGUAGAGCAAUAAUAGGUUAAGAAUAUUAUGAAGGAUAUUGGAGAGGAGGAUUACCAUUUGGAUUUGGAAGAAUAAUUAUGGGAUCAGGAGAUUAUUAUGAAGGAUUUUCAUAAAAUGGAAAAGCUAAUGGUAGAGGAUUAUUUUGUAGUGGUUAUUAUUAAUAUGAAGGAGAUUGGAUGGAUGAUUAAAAACAUGGAAAAGGAAAAGAAAUAUUAUAAGGCAAAUAUGAGUAUAGUGGAGAUUUUAAGAGUAAUAUAAAAUGUGGAGAAGGAAGAUUAUUAGAUUAUAUUACAGGAAAUGUUUAUUAAGGAGAAUUUUAAAAUGAUUAGUUAUAAGGAGAAGUAACUAUUGAGUAUAAAAAUGGAGAUAGAUAUUUUGGAUAAGUAAUUACAGUGGAUGGUUAAAUUAAAAGAAAUGGUUAAGGAAUCUAUCAAUGGGUAGACUCUAGAAAAUAUGAAGGAUAAUAUGAGAAUGAUUUAGAACAUGGGGAAGGAUUAUUCAUAUGGUAAAUGCUAAUAUUAUAGUAAAUUAGGCCUGAUAAUUGGAUGUAUAAAGGAUAGUGGGUUAAUGGUAUGUAACAUGGAAAAGGAAUUCAAUAUAAUCCUUUAGGAAAAGAGAGAGAAGGUCUUUGGAAUAAUGGAUAAUUUAACAAGUGGAUUAGUUGAAAG
Messenger RNA from Paramecium sonneborni, 1824 nucleotides. NCBI's taxonomy places the organism in Eukaryota, Ciliophora, Oligohymenophorea, Peniculida, Parameciidae. The record is from the annotation of a GenBank genome assembly.